Messenger RNA from Halteromyces radiatus, 2795 nucleotides. RefSeq names its product DDHD domain-containing protein. NCBI's taxonomy places the organism in Eukaryota, Fungi, Mucoromycota, Mucoromycetes, Mucorales, Cunninghamellaceae. Gene Ontology annotation, cellular component: cytoplasm. The transcript has 10 exons. Gene Ontology annotation, molecular function: glycerophospholipase activity; metal ion binding. The record is from RefSeq and is a predicted model, not a curated record. Bases 55 to 2739 code for a protein of 894 amino acids.
UCUUUUCUCUCACUCUCUCUCUCUCUUUUUCACUUUUUCUUUCAUCCUAUUUCCAUGGAAACAGACGAUCGUCUACACGUAUACCAAAAAAGACGAUCUGUAAGACCAACAAGUAUUAUACCAGAUCCUGAUGUUCCUCCACUUACUGCUCAUUGGUUUCAUGCACUAGACUGCCCUUUGACAGAUCCUUUAGCUAUACGACGAGCUAAAAGCGCAUCGAACUUGAAAAAACCACCCAAAAGUCCUUCCUCUCCCAAAGUGAAAACUCCUUCAAAUUGGAUAGCGUUUUCUAAACGGGAUUCCGCUGCAUUAGAAAAAGCAUAUCAGGGCAAUGACGUACGAGCCAAAGUAUUAGUGAACGAAGACCAAUUAUUUGAAGUAGAUGUCUAUGAACGAACCAUUAGUCCAGUCUAUUGGGAAGGUGCUACUUAUGAAGUACGAAGAGCUACUUGGUUUAUGCAAGGUGAUGGAUCAAAGUGGCUACCUUGUGAAGAAAAUUUGGCUGAACAAAUCGAAAUUGGUUACUAUAAACAUAAACCAUAUAGAAAUGAAAAUCAACAAACCGUGGAUGACAACUCCUCUACUACUAGUACCACUACAACUGCCAAUACUACAGCAGCACCAGCAACAGCGACAUUAUCACCUGCAUCAGCAAUAUCAGCCACUGCUGCUUCUUCUAAACGAUAUUCUUUUCCUCAAGCAAAAGUGGAUGAAACAUCAUCAUCAACAGCAACUGUGGAAGAAAAAAAAUUGGAAAUGACUUUGGCAAAACAACCUGUAGAAAGACAAUGGAAUCUAUUGGGACGUUAUCUAGGACAAUAUAUAGUAUACACUGGUGCUGAUACUGCUUGGUUAUUAUCUAAUAGUGCUAGUAGCAAGAUUGCAAAAAGUAUCAUUACUAGAUUGACCAACAAACAAAAUAUGGGUGGAACUCGACUGAUACGUGGCUAUUCUGAAGUGGAAAGACAACGACAAUCUACUAAAGCAACUAAAACUGCCACCUCUUCACCUAAACCUUCAGCAGCAUCAUUGGAUGAAAAGACAAUAAUUGCAUCAGUGGAGGCAGAUUUAUCAAGUAACACCCCUAUCUCAACACCAUCAGCAGCAGAGGUAGAAGAGGAAAUUACUGAACAGGAUGAAGAUGAUGAAAUUAGAAAGAUUGAUCACCUUAUUUUUGCUGUCCAUGGGAUUGGACAAAAGAUGACUGAAAAAACGGGACAGAACUUUGUAGAUGACAUUAUUUCAUUUCGAAAAACCAUCAAGGCGGCAUAUUCUACCGGGAUAGCGGCAACAUCUACACCUCAACAACCUAAUGGUAUUCUGGUAUUACCUAUUUUAUGGCGACAAGAUAUCAAAUUUGGGAUUGCCUCUGAUGAUGAUGAAAGUAUUGAAGCUGAUCUUGGGAUGUUGGGUAUUGAUGAUGGUUGCCCCACUUUGGAAGAACUUACACUGGAUGGUAUUCCAAACAUUCGUACUGUUGUAUCUGAUGUUCUUAUGGACAUUCCUUUAUAUAUGACCCCCAAAUAUCGUGACCAAAUGAUUAACAUUAUAUCCAAAGAAAUGAACCGUGUUUAUGGUUUGUAUAUUCAAAGAAAUCCUACUUUUUCCGGCAAGGUUACCAUCAUUGGACAUUCACUUGGGUCGAUGCUCGCAUUUGAUAUGCUGACUUCUCAACCAUUCCAAAUACAACAAGGCUCUAUACCGCAACCUCUUAGCAAUACAUCUUCCGAAAAAAAGGCACCUCCAUUGAAUUUCAAGGUUCAAAAUUUCUUCGCUGUUGGUUCUCCUUUGGGUAUUAUUUUAUUAUUAAAGGGAUUCAAAAUCGGAUCACGGAAAUCUUUAGCUUCAUCUUCCAAUAGAUCAUUUGAAGAUUCUUCUACCUCAGCUACACCUAUUCCUAUUUGUUAUCCUGCUGUUGAAAAUUUAUACAAUAUAUUCCAUAAGGCAGAUCCUGUUGCUUAUCGAUUAGAACCAUUGAUUAGUCGCCAUUACAGUGCAAAAUUGAAACCUGAACCUAUUCCAUAUGUUAAGGGUGGAUUGAAAGGUGUAUUUGAUGCUGGGUACAAUGUAGGAUCAGGUAUUGCCAAUCGUGCAGGGGCCAUGUAUGAAUCAUUGAAAGUGGGUCUGACUACCAAUCUUUUGAUGCGUGGACUUGGAUUAUCUCGACAACAAAUGUACAAAGACACAACGACUGAUGAAGAUGAUGAAGAAGAAGACAACAAUACCAACGAUAGUGAUGAUAAUGAUUUGAAUACGUCGACGACACGUAUCGUGGAAGAUAAUAAUGCAUCUUUAUCUUCCUCAUCCGCAUCUUAUUCACCACCUUUAGAUCAACAACCAUCACAUUUAAGCAGUGCACAUAACAAACACAUCCAACAAUACCAAAUCGAUACCAAUGACUCGUCGUCAUCAACAACAAGUAAUAGCAAUAGCAACAAUCGGAUACGAUCUAACAGUGAUCCAGCGUAUGUAUUCUCAUCUUCAGCCAUUGGAAUGCAUCGACAAUCAUCCAGUCUUAAAACGACAUUGACCAGGCAAUCUCCUCCAGCACCACUACCAACCCAUAUUCAUACUCAUGGUGCACGCAAACUGAAGUUAAUGAAUUUGAAUGGCCGUGUGGACUAUGCUUUACAAGAAGGUUUAUUGGAGAAUCCAUACUUGAAUGCGUUCAAUGCUCAUAUGCAAUAUUGGCAAGAUAUUGAUGUAGCUGCUUUUAUAGUUAGAGAAACAUAUCGAUAGAAUUCCAGUCUUAGUUAUUUUUUUUAUUUUUUUUUUUUUUUGUCUUAAAAAGGGGC